Molecule: messenger RNA, 1656 nt
Organism: Trypanosoma grayi
Lineage: Eukaryota; Euglenozoa; Kinetoplastea; Trypanosomatida; Trypanosomatidae
Exons: 1
Coding region: 1-1656 (551 amino acids)
Source: RefSeq, a predicted model, not a curated record
AUGCUGCGACGGAGCGUGGCGCUGCGAGUCAUUGCAGCAGACAGCAGGUCGCCCGCAAGCAACUCUCCAGUGCUGGCGCCUGGUGUGGUGCGGUCGCUUUACCGCAUGCUGCUCCGGGAGGUGAAAAAGCUGGACGACUCCCCCGUGUCAAAGACACUCUUCCCGCUGACGAAGGAGCUGCAGGACAUCACCAAGAGCCACGGACCUCUCUACGUCCCGAACGGUGUAAAGUACAUGGAGGUCCUGCGCGAUGCGUUCCGCGGAACGAUGCCGCCGGCGAGAGUAAACCUUGCCUUCGACACUCUGACGCGCCUUCGAACACACAACGAAAAGGUAACCGCGAAGAUACCUGUGUUUAUGAAGGAUCAUGCCCCGUUGCUCAGUACAAUGAAGGCAUCGCAGCCCAAAACAGGGUUGUACCGCGCUGAGACACUUGCAUGCAAUGUGGACAACGGUCCCAAGUACGUCCCUAUUAGUGGAUCGGCGUUUUCUGUUCCCACAAAGGUUGUUCUGCGACAAACACGCACGGUGGACCUCGCGGAGGGUGUCGCUUUGGUCGCCCAUCCGCUCUCCUCAACGCACUUCGAUCGCCGCGUGCUGCUCAUCACAGAGCGCAACCCCCACAUCACCACCGCGGUGGUGCUAGACAUGAUGUUCACGUACCCAUUGUCUAGAGGGAACCCCAUGUUUCCUGAAGUUUUUUGGGGUCAUGAGGUGUAUGAUGGAGGUUUCUCGCAGAUUGGUUUCACGAUGCCCCCCACCGCUCAGAUAAGCGUCCUGCACACAACAGAACCACCUACAGAGCCAGAGUCUCCUCAAUACCUUGCCUGGCUCAAGUGGAAGGAGAACAAGCCAACGUCCAAGGCGACAGAGUCCCUUGCAGAGCAUCAUUGCUUGCUUUGCAAGCCUCUUAUCCGUGGCGGGGUCUUGGCUGACGGCACUGUAGAGCCUACGCUCUACCUGUCCAAGGUGGAGGCACUACCGUAUUUGGCCCAGCUGGUGCCGGGCAAGCCGCGCUCCUCUCUCCGGGUGUACUGGGGCAGCAUGCGGUGGCCCACCCAGCAGCUUGAGACCGAGGUUGCGAAUGGUCAUUGGAUUCCUGUGAAACUCUCCCCAAAGUUCUUUGGGCCUUUCCCAUUAGUGCCGGAAACUGGGAAGGUGGAGUGUUUUCCAAGUAAGGAAGAACUUGAAGAGAGACGAAGAGUGCGUGAACGGCGGUACGGUGUGGAUGUGUCACCGCCGCAGGUGUUUCCCCCGGAUCAAAUUCUACGGCGCCGCGAAUGCUUGUGGGAUCAAAUCAUGUACUCCCUUGGAGGGGAGUUUGGUGCUUUGGUGGGGUGUGUGAAUCCGUUUUCAGGGACAGCGCGUGGAGUACUGCCGCUGGAGGUCGCGGGGCCCGCUGUGGCGAGCGAGGCUGCAGCCGCCGGGGAUGGCGCCACUGCAGUUGUCGACCAAGCAAUGAUGAUGGACGACGACGACGACAUGAUGGGAGAGAUGGAGAAAGACGAAGAAGAAGAGGACGGGGAUGGGGAUGAGGACGGGGACGAUGGGUUGCCUAGUGGCGGUGCGGCGCGUGUGGGGGAGGCGGCGGGCGACGCGCCACCAGCGCAGGGAGGACAACAUGAACGGGGAAACGGCGACAAUGAGAAGGAGUGA